UCUCUUUCCGCGGGUACGUUUUUUGAUAAAAUGGCAAUAUUUCCUUUGAUACGACAGCGAAAACAACAGUAUAUCUCCAUGGAAACGACAACGAAAUUAAAUUUUAGCGCCAUAGGAAACGAUUCAGACAUUAAAAUGAAGUACUGGGAACCUCCUUAAUAGUCAAAAUCCAUUAAAGCUGGUGCCUUCAAAAGUUGCCAGUUUUAUAUUAAACUUAUUCAAGAGAAUCAAUUUGUUAUAGUGCUUACGUACACCCUUAUCAAAAUUUGACAAGAUCUGUUCCACGUGCCAGAAUUAUUCGGAAGUUUUUGAUGUGGUACCAAAAUUUGUUUGUCUGCAGCAAAGGUUAAAUGGAUUUUUGAAACCUUCCUAAUCUUGAUAUGAAAUCUUUGAUAUCUGUUCUCCAAAACACUUGGGAAUAAAAAAGGAAGGAGCUAAUUUGAAUGUUUGCAGAACGUUAAUAUAUCUGAAGCAUAUCUAAUCAUUUAUCUUCAACUUAAAUAAAGUGAUUUUGUUUGAUUUCUAAUCCAGUGUCUCUUAUUUAAUUGAUUCAGUGGUUUUUUUCAUUCAUCGACAAAUAUGUUUUUAGAAAAUUUGAAAUUAUUGAUCUCUGCUAAGUUUAACAAUGACCAUUUAAUUGAAAUGGUGAAAAACCAUACUAAUUUGGGGCAGAUAAAUAUUGAUAAUGUUACUCUGAAACCACCUUCCCAAAAAGUUGGCGACUCUUAUUUGAGUAAGAUAGUUAGAUUCAGAAUAGAUGCUACUGGGGUAAACCAAAGUGGAAAAGAGGAGAAAGUGGAGGUCAAUGUUAUCACGAAAGUGCUUCCUUCAAAUAUUGGUAGAAGAAAAACUUUCAGGUCAUUUGACUUUUUUGAGAAUGAGAUUAUUUUUUAUGAUAAGGUAUGGUCAUCGAUGAGAAAAUUUUCCAGAUCCAAAGCAGUAGAUCAGCAAUUUGAUAAAAUAAUUCCCCUAUUCUUAGCCUAUUAUUCAGAUGGACAGAAUGAUUUUAUAUCACUAGAAGACCUCUCAUGUAAAAAUUAUGAUUCAUUAGAAAGAGGAAAUGGCUUGGAUUAUGAACAUACUAUCAAUGUUAUUGAUGUUUUUGCUAAAUUUCAUGCUUUGUCUCUUGCCUAUAAGGAUCAAAAACCAGAAGAAUUCAAUGAAGUAGUAAACAGUUUGAAGGAAGUCUAUUUCUCUGAUAAAUUUUAUGCUUGGUAUGGAAAACUGCAAGAAUCCUUAUUCGAUUUAGUGAGAGAUGCUGUUAAAAAAGAACUUCCCCAAAAGUACUAUGAAAAAAUAGACAAGAUUUUCAAAGAUGAUUUCUUCAAGAAAACAUGCUCUAUUUGUGAGAAUAAUCACUCACAUUUGUCUGGGGUAACUCAGGGGGAUGCAUGGUUACCAAAUUUUUUGUUCAGAAAUGAUGGACAGGAUCUUCAUAUUACUAUCAUUGAUUUUCAACUAGCAAGGUGGGCCCCUUUUUCAAAUGACCUCACAUUCUUCUUGUUCACUUGUGUAGAUGAAAAUGUAUUGUUCAAGUGUUGGGAUUCAUUCCUCAAUGAAUAUGCAGAUAAAAUGAAGCAUUACCUUUCUCUUCUGGGUAGCUCUUCCGAAAUAUUCAAUCUUGAAGAGUUUCGCAUGGAUAUAAAGAAAAAUAUAAUAUUUACGGUUGCUAUGGUCAUAGAAGCACUACCAAUGUCUCUUCUGGAAGGCUUUGAUUUGGAUUUGAUAAAUAGCGAUGAAGCAGUUCCUUUGGAAUCUGUAUGGGUAAUACAUCCAUUUGAAGAUAAGAAAAGAAGGCAAAAAGUUGCAAACUUCGUCAAAUUUAUUGUUGAUAAGGAAUUCAUUUGAAAAAGUUAUAAUUUAAUUAAUACUCAAAGGCAGUAUUUAAGAACUAAUCAUCAUUUUAAUCUUAUUAUAAAGUAAUAAACGAAUUUGAAAAU
Harmonia axyridis is the source of this 1940-nucleotide messenger RNA. RefSeq lists its product as uncharacterized. Lineage: Eukaryota; Metazoa; Arthropoda; Insecta; Coleoptera; Coccinellidae. The transcript is spliced from 9 exons. Bases 580 to 1848 code for a protein of 422 amino acids. The record is from RefSeq and is a predicted model, not a curated record.